ACUAAACUAGUGACUGAUAGACUUGUAAGAGUACCUAGGCGCUAGUCAAACUUUUGAAUAUCUGUCGUGUGAGCGGACCAGCUUUCAGCUUCCAGGGAUUCAACAAACGUGACAAUAUCAACAUGUCUUAUUCCUACUCCAAGAGUUCUUACUCUACCAGUACCGCUAAGAGCAGCAGUCCCAGCCAGGCGAUUGAGGACCCCAAGAAGAAGACUUCUCUGCUAAAGGACAGAAGUUGGAUCAGGAGCAACACAGAUCAGGAAGAAGCAGUCGACCAGGAUCCAAACUUUGGCAGAGUGGUUCUGAACAAAUACCGGUCCAAUGAGGCUCUUGACAGUGCUGAGCCUGCAGACUCAAAAUCCCCUCAAACGACAACCACCAAGACAUUGUCCUCCGUAGAGGCCCUAAAAAAGAGAUUUGGUGGGAGUCAGGAUGAAUUGAGCAAGGGCAGCACUCUGCCAACUUUUGGACGUACUAGCACAGCCUACGCAAAAAGUACCUCACCACCGAAGUCAGAUUCUCUCAAGACAACCACUGUCUCUAAAACAACAGUCACAGAGGAACCUAAGAAAACAAGCACCACAACAACUAUCACCACCAAAGGUGGAACAACUACUGAGACGACCAUCUCCACAAGCCAGAGUGUGAGCAGAUCCCCAGUUGUGAAAUCGCCCACCACCAACACUGAGAGCUUCACCGAUCGGGUCUUCAACUCCAGAAAAGGGACUGAGAAUCAGCUAGUCAGUAGUCUGAAACCAACAUCCGUCAAAACUGAAUACUUGAUCCCAGACAGCACGACAAGUGUCUCCAAAACAGACACUGUGACACAGAACACCACUAAAAAGGAAAGCACUUCUGGAGAUGGCAGGAAGAAACCCCCCACUGCCCCAAAGAGGACUUCCUCAAAGACCGAGGAUGACCUCUUUGAUACUCUCCUGCCGACAACCAUGAACUCUCGCUACUCCUCCCCUACCAGCACUACAACCAUCACCAAUAAAGAAGUUGUCACUGUGGACAGCCCCAAAGGGGAUGUCAAAACUGUGAAAUCUCCGACCUCUACAACUAGGACCAUCACCAGCUCCUACAGUAGGAGUGACGAUGUCUCCUCUACCAGGUCCUCUUCCCACAGCAUCAGCUCCUUGCCAAGUGAGGACUACACCUCAACCAACACCCGUAGAAGCUACUCCAGCAAGCCAGACAGCAGUGAGGACUACACCUCAACCAACACCCGUAGAAGCUACUCCAGCAACCCAGACAACAGUGAGGACUACACCUCAACCAACACCCGUAGAAGCUACUCCAGCAAGCCAGACAGCAGUGUCAGUGUCACCAGCCCCAUGGUCUACACCACGUCUACUACCUACAAGGACAGCAGCCGGGCUGAUGACGAUCUGUUCGAUUCUCUCAUGUCAAAACCCUCCAAGACGGUGUAUUCUACUCCUGAAAGUCCCUCUAGGACUGUUUUGGAGAGAGACCUGUGCUCUUACUGCCGUAAGCCCAUGAGUUCCGACCCCAAGAUGGUGCUGGAGGAUAUGAAGAUCAACUGCCACACUACCUGCUUUAAGUGUGAGGUGUGUAGCAGUGACCUGGGCCAUCUCAAGGCAGGGGACAGUAUGUGGGUCUACAGACGCACCGUGCACUGUGAGCGCUGCUUCGAAGUCACCAGAGAAAAAUGGCAUCGUUGAUCCUCAAGUCCACGCGGAUGAAGACGGGGUCUUUAUUCUAUGGCCGUUUAAAUAGAUUGAAGUUUUGAAUGACAUUUUGGUGACAUGGGUCCUCCUUAUAUAGGUACGGGAAUGUAUGGAUGUUGAAAAAUAGCAUCUUUUUCAGAAUUAGGUAGGAAUUCUUGUGUUUAUAAAAUGGAGAGGAUAUGAAUCUUUUACAUAAAAACUACACUGACAGUUAAUGUUUUCAUACAUGAAUAUACUAUAUGGGAUAUGUAAGCAUGUUUUUUUUUUUAAAUCUCUUUUUACUUUUAGUAACCAAUAAUUAAUUGACUCUGUCUCUGAAUCAUGAUAGGUUAAACUUCCACAGUAAAUGCAUGUAAGCCAAUUUUUUUUUACUUGUCUCAGCCAGCUGUUUGUCUCCAUAAUCAACAUAUUUCACAGGCAUUCAGGCUACCAAAAUAGGCUUACGGUGAGAUAUCCAAAUGGUGCAAUAAUUAGGGCCGGGGGUUGGUUGUGUGUGCAAUACAAAAAUAUUAAGAAUUCUUUAUUAAAAUUUGGACAGAAGUUACACAAAACAGUUUGAUGAUUUCUUUCAAGUACGGUAUUUGUAUGCAUUUUGAGUAAACAUACCGCUCAGUACAAAGCGUUACUCAAUCUAGCAAAUGCUCAAGCGAACUGAACGCACCCCAAUGUAACGCUUCGAACACACCGACUGUGCUGUUGCAUCACAUCACUGCUGCAUAACAUUUUGCGCAGCUUGGCAACUAUACUGAUGCAGGUGCCUUUUGCAGAUGGUCGCAUGCGGUUGGACACAUGGAGGAGAUAAUAAUUUUCGCAGUAUCCUCAAAACCGUGUCUUUUGACACAAAAGCUGACAGCUACAGCGACAUAAACACAAAAAUGCUGCUUGGAGACAAGUGUCCACGAUAGUAGGAUUGCCAGGUCAGUGAGCUUAGUGAGCUUGUGCUAGAUGUGGCUAGUUAGCGUUAGCUAGCUAACCUAGCCAAUGAGGUGUGUGUGUGAAAGAAAUAGUCAAAUAAAUUAUGCUAGUUACUACCCCUGAUAACUUUACCAAAUAAUCAUGUUUGAAAGAGUGUGAGUGUGUAUGCUAGAUAAAUAGUAAUAGAAAUGGUAAAUACUACUUUACCCCUGAUAAUUUGGUCAGAUAACCGUGUGUGUGUGUGUCUAUGUGUACAGUAGGUGACAUGUCCAUGAUUGCUAUCUAAUAACUAUAGUUAUGCUAGGUAAUGGUUUGGCUUAUCAUGUUCAUGUCUAUGUAGAAGAAGACUGUAGGAGGAAAUGGAGAGGACUCAGGGACAGGUAUCAGAGAGAGAGAAGGGCAAAGAAAGAUAAGAAGAGGUCUGGGUCAGCAGCCUUGGGCUUCUGCCACAUUCUUUCUUUUCUGGAUCCAUUUAUUGUGCCGAGGGCAAUGAGUGGCAAUUUUACAGUCAGGCCCUCUACUACGUCUUCCACAAGUGUUGUCGCCACCGGUGGUGCAUCAAGACCCUCAACGUCACCUACAAGUGCAACCAUCGCCUCCACCGGUGCAUCAAGACCCUCAACAUCUACAAGUGCGACCAUCGCCUCCACCGGUGCAGCGAGACCCUCUACAACGUAUGACACGAGUAUGACCACCACCGGUGCAGCCAUGGAAGAUGAAAUGGAGGACGCACCUCUGGAUCUAGGACCACCUGAGAUUAUUAUGAACCUCACGGAAGUGACCACUGAGGACCUCGUUGAACAGGAUGUGGCCGUGGAGAGAAACAGAGAGAGAAACGAAGAGGAACAACGUCACGCCAGGCGUCAUCGGAGGUACCAGCCCCCAGAUCCACUCAACUCAUUUCAGCAGAGGCUCCUCCAAGCCGUCGAUAGGGAUGCAGCCCAACCUGAUGCUCACAGGAAGGAGAGAGACCCUCUUUGCCAUGAGCCUGGUGCCAACCCUGAAGAGGCUGCCUCAGCAAAGAAAAGCAGCAGUCAAGGUUAAAAUGUAUCAGCUGCUUUUCCAAGCCGAGUUCAAUGAGAUGGAGUCAAUUUAGCCGACCAGCUCACAGGAAGAACAGGAAGAUGAGAGGAAGGACAGGAAGAGGACAGGAAGAGGAGAGGAAGGACAGGAAGAGGAGAAGAAGGACAGGAAGAGGAGAGGAAGGACAGGAAGAGGACAGGAAGGACAGGAAGAGGAGAGGAAGGACAGGAAGAGGACAGGAAGGACAGGAAGAGGAGAGGAAGGACAGGAAGAGGAGAGGAAGGACAGGAAGGACAGGAAGAGGAGAGGAAGGACAGGAAGAGGAGAGGAAGGACAGGAAGAGGACAGGAAGGACAGGAAGGACAGGAAGGACAGGAAGAGGAGUUGUCUGGUUGUUGAUUUGACCUCCCUCAUUGUACCUUUCUUUUCACACACGUCAGUUCUGUUUAAAUUCAGUCAAUUCAUAAAGUCAUUUGUUUAUAAAGUCUUAGGAUAGCAUUCAUUAUUAGUGUUACAUAGAUUUCUGAAUUGACAGAAUUGAAACUCAUACACCAAAGAAUUCACAGAUGCUCUUGUUGGUCUCUUACGAGACUAAAGGUGAAUAUAUUUCUUUCAUUUAAAACCACUUGAAAACCAGGGUGUUGAAACUGUUUGUGAAGUUAUGUUCCAUCGACUGGUCCUAUGGGGCCAUUUGUUUGUUUAGCUGCGUUAUGGCUACACAUUAUUUUAUUCUUUACAGACAGAGACACACUUCUCCACUCCUCUCUGUCCCUCAGAUCUCCAGUGCCCUGCCCUCUCUCUUUAUGGCCAUGUCUGAAGUGCCCCUACUACGUCUAGGCUUUAUGAGUUGUCCCUGUAUCGGUCUGCAGUUGUGCCAAAAAUACAUGCUCUUGUUGUUCUUACAAAUUACAGGCUACACAUUCAUUUUAUUUAUUUUUUACACGCACAUACAGACCUCUUUCAAUAGUUCUAUUUUUUUUUAAACAUUUUUACAACACACAUACCUGUCAUGUUCUUUCCUGUACUUGAAUACUUAUUUAAUUAUGUUUUCAUAGUCAGUUGUUUAUUAAUAUCUCAUUUAGACUCAAUCUGCUUAUUUCUUGAUGAAAGUAAAAAACACAUUCUCUUCCUAAUUCAUUUUUUCCCCACCUGAAUUUCGUCAGGCCAGUGAACAUGGUGGUAAACUGUACUAUUUGUAUGGACCCUAGGUUACCCUUUCCCAUCAUACUAACUGUAUGUCUGUUAGAGGAAUUUCAUAAUUCCUUUAUGUGCUCAUUAAUUAAAAUCACUCUGUCUGUUUCUAAGAA
Salvelinus fontinalis (brook trout) is the source of this 4936-nucleotide messenger RNA. RefSeq names its product sciellin (gene scel). Bases 123 to 1685 code for a protein of 520 amino acids. Gene Ontology annotation, biological process: epidermis development. Lineage: Eukaryota; Metazoa; Chordata; Actinopteri; Salmoniformes; Salmonidae. The record is from RefSeq and is a predicted model, not a curated record. The transcript has 27 exons. Gene Ontology annotation, cellular component: cytoplasm.